AUGAAGAAAAAGAACAAGAAUAAGAAUAGAGGAGGGGGAUCACAUCCUCCUCCUCCUCCUCCUCCUGCUCCAAAGAAAAAUGAACCAACAACAAACAAUACGAAUGCAAAGAUCGUUAUCGUCGAUGUCGAUGUUGACAGUCCAAUGCAACAAGAGGGAAAUACCGUCGUCUCACCAAGUAAUGGAGAUAAAUCUUCUUCUACUACCAACAACAACAAACAUCAAGAAGAAGAUGGUGGUGAAAGGUCAAUCAAGAAACUAAAGGUCAACGGAGACUCAUCAUCAUUAUCGUCAUCAUCAUCUAUCACCAACUCUCCAGAGGAAUGUUCUACCCCACCAAACGAUAACAACAAUAAUAAUAAUAAUAAUAAUAAUAACGCGUAUACACCUUCAUCCUCUUCCCCACCAUUCGUUCAACUAGAUGAUGAUCACCAUCAAGAUGAAACAACAACAACUUCUACUACUACCACUACAACGACGACAUCGAAUCCAAUCGAUAACAUGUUUGGAUUACAAGAUUUACUCGAUCUGUUGGGUGAUGAGUUAGUAUCUGAUAACCAAGAUAAUGAUGAAGAUGAUGACGAUAUAUACGAUAUAUUGACAACAUUGAAAUCUAAAAAAGAUGAACAAGAAGAAGAAGAAGAAAAAGAUGAUAAUGAUGUUGAUAUGGCUGAAGAAGAACAAGAUGAUAAUGGCAGUAGUAGAGGUGGGAGGACUAUCACACGAUUUCAACAACGUCAACUAGAACAACAAAGAAAGCAACAAAACAAUAACAAUAACAAUAAUAUAAAUCAAACCGAAACAAAUGUAAAUACUUCAAAAACAACAUCAACAUCAUCAUCACCAAAUAACAAUAGUAAUAACAAUAAUAAUAAUAAUAAUGGUAAAACAGCAGAAAAAGCAUGUGAUGCUUUAUUAAACAAUCUAAAUAAUAGAGGAUAUAAUUAUAAUAUAGAGAUGGAAGAGAAUGAAGACGACCGAUCGAGAAGAUCACACUUUUUAUUGGGAGCACUUUAUGAACUAAAGAAUCUUGAAAAUAUUAAUCAGGUAGAUCAAUUAAAAGGAGAAAUCGAAUCAUUAAAAUCAAAAAUAGAAACUAGGGAAACUGAAAUACAAGACCUAACAAACAAACUAGAGGCGAGAAAUAGACUAUUACAAUCCAUACCCAAGGAAUUGAUUAUGAAUUGGAUGAUGUCUAACCAAAUAUUUAUGAACAAACUUGAUAGUAGCUCAAGUGUAUCUCACCAAACCAAACAACAAAUUGGAGGACAACCUCUUCAUCCACCACAACCUCCCAUUUCUUCCUCUUCCACAACGUCUAAUCAUUUACCUUUUAAAAAAUUAUCAAAUCAAACAAUCAACCAGAAUUCUUCUAGUUCAUCUUUAUCAACCAAAAACAAUAGAAAAAAGAAAUAA
Messenger RNA from Cavenderia fasciculata, 1416 nucleotides. RefSeq lists its product as uncharacterized. The record is from RefSeq and is a predicted model, not a curated record. The coding region runs from base 1 to 1416 and encodes 471 amino acids. The transcript is spliced from 2 exons. NCBI's taxonomy places the organism in Eukaryota, Evosea, Eumycetozoa, Acytosteliales, Cavenderiaceae.